UCUAGAUUGAUAUAGACCUGCUAUUUGUGAUAAUAUUAGUUCAUAUCGUAUCAAAAAGUUUAUAGUAUCACCUUUGAACAUCCAUAUUAUUGAUAAUUAAAAUCAGCUUUGUAAAUCCUUAUAGCUUAUAACGAUAACUAGUUAAAUGAAGAACGAAAUACUCCUUGUCUCAAGCAUCUUUCUUUAAUUUAAAUAAAGCCUUUGACAGUUUUUCACAUCAGUUGUGAUACGAGUAUGCACCAAGAGAUCCGUUGUUCGGUUAGAACAAUUUCAAGGUGGACCUGUGGGACUAAGACCAUAUAAUUUAUCGCUCUAUCAGACCGAGUGCUCUUCUUUCUGCCAGUGUGUGUGAGCCAUAAUUAUUUGCGUAUUGCGGGGCGCCAAGUGAACUUGUGGCUGGGUCGGUCAGUGGUGCCAAGGUGGUGUGCUGGUGUGGUGGUGGCCAAAGAACGUCGAGGACGGGCGGCAGUCGAUGGUGAUGACACUGGAGGGACGGCCACACAGAAAGGCAGCAACAACCACACUCGAGCUAUCGCUAAUCGAUGGCCGGCCAUCAAGAGCGCUAAGCAAAUAAGCAACAGGAGCCGCUUGGGGUUGCAGACGGAAAGCCGGGCCCCAAGUCCGAGAAUCAGAAGACCCGAGACCCAAGACGUCGGCUGCUCAGUCGACGGUAGCGCCAUUCCACGCCACGCGCAGCGCAGCUAGGAAAUAAAUAAACAGUUUUAGUUGCCGUCGGCGAUUCCUGAGGAGCGGAGUCCCUGCCGCAGUGUCGUUCCCGCCCGAGCCAUGCUGGCCGCCCCGGAGAACCGCUUCCAGCAUGUGUACUUCGCGCUAUCCGCCCUGGUGGCCAGCGCCAUGCUCGUCCUGGUCUACAUCUCCAUGCGCUCGAGCCUUAACGAGCGGCUCCGCGAGGAUCUGGCCAAGGCGCAGCGACAGGUGAUCUUCGAGAGGCCCAAUCCGCACUGGGACUACAGCAACAGUUGGCGCAGGAUAGGGAACACCACACUCAGGCAUGAGAUCUACUCGGCGUACUUCGAUGCCAGGACGGAUAUCGUAGGCAAUGUCCGCAUGGACGACGAGCAGAUGACCAUUGGUUCGCUGCGCAUCUUCGCCAUUCUGCCGGAGCGUCUGCGCGACUCCACGAUAAACUGCAUCGUGCGCUUUUCGGACUUCUCCAGCCAGGAGAUCAAGGCCGAGGAGGCGGGGGCCAUGCACGAUGUGCACAACAACACCUUUGCGGCGUGGAGCAUCAUGUGUCCGCUGCACGCCUCCCGCAGCUCCCCCAUGCGUCUUCCCCAGGCGGUGGCCUUGGCAUACGCGUCCAACCGACUCAGUCACCUAAGUCCCACCUUCAUUCAGAUCAGCUAUCCCCGCAACAUGACCAAUAUGUUUGGGCGAUCUCGUCCCACAAUCUCCGUGUGCGUGGGUCCCUUGCACGAGAACUACUCCAACGUGCUCCGGCUGAUGGAGUUCGUGGAGAUGUACCGCCUGCAGGGGGCCACCCACUUCUACUUCUACUACGUGGAGGCCAGCGAGGAGGUGCGUCGCGUUCUGGAGCACUACCAACGGAUGGGUCUGGCCGAUGUCUUUGAGUGGAAUGUGCAGGCUCAUAUGCAGGAUGUCCACUACGCGGGAAUCGUGGCGCAGUUCAACGACUGCGUGUACCGGGCCAAUGUGGUGGACAACUUCCGGUACGCGGCAGUGGUGGACCUGGACGAGGUGGUGAUGCCGCUGAAGCACAACACCCUGGCGGACUACCUGCGCCAGUGCGACGAGGGCCGCACCGCGGGCUUCGUCUUCCGCAACGUGUUCUUCCACCGGCGAGACAGUAACGACACCUUCAACGCCCCCAGCCACGUCCUCAACCGGCUGCUCUACACCCAGUCGAAGGUGCGGCGAACGCUGGAGGUGAUGCCCGCCUACAUACGGAGCAAGGUGGUGGUGAAUGCCAGGGCCAUUGUGGAGAUGGGCAACCACCAGGUGUACCGCUCCGCACCCGGAUACGCCGACCAUGUGGUGCACCCCACGGUGGGACUACUGUUCCACUACCGGGACAAGUGCAUCAACUGCAAGAUGGUGCUGAUCGUCGACUAUACGGCCCGGAGAUUUGGCUCGCUGCUCUUCGAUCGAGUGGACAACACGUGCCUGGAGGUUUUUCGCGGCAUCUGCGAUCUGGUGUAGCCCUGCCUUCGAGAGACGCCCCCUAAAAAGUACCACAGAUCUCUCGGGUCAGUUGUGUUCGUGGCCUCAGACCGUCGACAUGCUGAAGUUCUGCUCGCUGCGGAGGAGCAAGGAGCCAGCGGUGGUGGCUCCCAAAGUGGCCAAGAGUGUACGACAAAUUAGAAUAAGUCCUUGCCGUUCCCAUAUAAGUGUUAUACCGUAAUAAA
Molecule: messenger RNA, 2387 nt
Organism: Drosophila teissieri
Lineage: Eukaryota; Metazoa; Arthropoda; Insecta; Diptera; Drosophilidae
Exons: 4
Coding region: 787-2181 (464 amino acids)
Source: RefSeq, a predicted model, not a curated record